CUCGCGGGUUGUUCAACUCAACUCCCCUGUUAAACCCUGGAGAGGAAAACUCGUUAGUCGUUAGCUCAUUACUCCUUCGUCAAAUUGGAUCGGGGAAGAAAGGGGAAAGGUUUCAGCUUUAAUUCUCCGAUCAUCGAGCAGCUGAAGAAUCAGAACUUGAAAUCCCUUGGAAUUGGCGGCAGAAUCUAGAAGUCGAGUUCGAGGUUCUGUUGGGAAUAGAGCAGAAAAGCCUCGAAUGCCUUCGAUCUCCGUCGAUUAGGAAACCAAGGGCCGAAAGAUGUCAGCUUUGGCGCUCAGAAGAUCUAGGAUCUGUUCCAAGAGUCUCCUCGCAGCUUCCUUUCUGCCCUCUUCAACCCGAGCCACAGAACGCACUCCUCCAUUCUUCAAAGCUUCACUCUUCACAAUCUCAGCUGCGGAGCUGUCUACUUCCGAUGGCUUGACUGUUGAUAGAAUUGUUGCUAGUAAAUGGGCCAUUCUUGAUGAAAGUGAGAGUGAUUGGAAGAGCCAUGCUGCUGCUAUUGCCCAGUCCAUUCAAGUCAUCAAGAAGCGGUUGCAGUGGAAUAAGUUGAUGGUUAGAUUAGAUCUGCUAUCAGCACAGCUGAAUAAGCCAAACCUAUGGGAUGAUCCUGUACUUGCUGGAAAGUUAAGCCGCGAGCAUGGCUCGAUGAUGGGUAAGAUGAAAGAGGUGAAAGCAUUGGAGCAAGAUUUGAUUGAGCACAUUGAUAUGAUAAAGUUGGCUCGUGAAGAAGCGGAGGACUCCGACUUGGAAUUGGAAUCAUUGAAAGCCAUGCUUGAGAUGAGAAGAAAUUCCAAAGAGAAAGAGCUAGAAGCUUUGUUAUACGCAGAGCAUGAUUCUUGCUCAUGUUACAUUGAGGUUCAAGCUGGAGCUGGUGGUACUGAGAGCAUGGACUGGGCGAAAAUGGUGAUGCAGAUGUAUAAACUAUGGGCUCAACGCCGAGGGUUUAGAGUGACAUUGGUCGACGAGAUGUCUGGUGAGAUGGCAGGAAUCAAGCGGGCAACCAUCAGACUAGAUGGUGAAUAUGCAUUUGGCUAUGCAAAAGCAGAAGUAGGAGUCCACAGGCUGGUGCGAAUCUCGCCUUUCGACAGCAGUAAAAGGCGGCACACGUCGUUUGCAGCAGUUGCUGUGAUCCCAAUUCUUGGUGAAGGGUUCACACAUUGCUGUGAGGAUAGUUCAUAUUCCAACUGGGGUAACUGCCACAUGUCAGAACGAAAGGGGGGUAUUAACUACAGAUCACAGCAUAUGAACAAGGCAUCAGCAAUGUCAGUGCUUCAGUCGCGGCUGGACCAGCUCGAGAUGGCGCGGCAGGCCCAGGUGAAUGCUCAGCACACUCAAUCAUUGACGGAAAUCAGCUGGGGCAAUCAAAUUCGCACUUACGUCCUUCAUCCAUACCGUAUGGUUAAGGAUCUUCGAACCAGCCACGAGGUUUCUAACCCUGAUUCAGUGCUUGAAGGAGAGCUAGACGGCUUCAUCUUGAGCUAUCAGGGUUUCUAACCCUGAUUCAGUGCUUGAAGGAGAGCUAGACGGCUUCAUCUUGAGCUAUCUUUCAUCUUCAUUGGAUAAAGAUGAAGAAUACCAAUGAACCCUUCCUUUUGAAAGACAAGAGCAGUGAUAAGCUGGCAGGAGGGAGAUGGUCCCAAUGAUUUGGGAAGAUUCCAAGGAAGAGAGUAAUUUAUUGUUGUUGGAUAGGUGAUACUGUACUGAAAUAUUGAGCAUGUUGUGAACCUCUAUAAAUUAAUAAAGUUAAG
Messenger RNA from Linum trigynum, 1767 nucleotides. The record is from the annotation of a GenBank genome assembly. NCBI's taxonomy places the organism in Eukaryota, Viridiplantae, Streptophyta, Magnoliopsida, Malpighiales, Linaceae.